AGGCUGCUCGCGGCCCGGACGCAGAGUCCGCGGACCCGGCUGCGCGGCGGCCACCCCGACGCGGCGCGCACGCUCCGGCCCGCGGUGAGCCCGGCCUGGCCAUGGCGGCCCCCCGCCCGCCUCCCGCGAUCUCCGUGUCGGUGUCGGCUCCGGCCUUUUACGCCCCGCAGAAGAAGUUCGGCCCGGUGGUGGCCCCGAAGCCCAAAGUGAAUCCUUUCCGGCCCGGGGACGGGGAGCCCCCGCCGGCCGCCGGGGCCCAGCGCGCGCAGAUGGGCCGGGUGGGCGAGGUGCCCCCGCCGCCCCCGGAAGACUUUCCCCUGCCUCCCCCUCCUGUCCUUGGGGAUGGCGACGAGUCCGAGGGUGCUCUAGGAGCUGCCUUCCCACCUCCCCCUCCCCCUCUGGAGGAACCGUUCCCCUCUGAGUCUCUGGAGGAGGAGAUCUUCCCUUCCCCGCCACCGCCUCCCCUGGACGAAGAGGGAGGGCCUGAGGCCGCCCUACCUCCCCCCCCACCACAGCCCAGGGAGAAGGUGAGCAGUAUUGAUUUGGAGAUCGACUCUUUGUCCUCACUGCUGGAUGACAUGACCAGGAAUGAUCCCUUCAAAUCCCGAGUGUCAUCUGGAUAUGUGCCCCCACCAGUCACCACUCCGUUCAGUCACAAGUCCAAUACUAAGCCUGCAACGGGGAGCACAGCACCCCUGCCCCCUUGGAAGUCCCCUUCCAGCUCCCAGCCUCUGCCCCAGGCUCAGGCUCAGGCUCAGCCUCCCAGCCAGGGCCAGCUCCCUGUGCAGCCCCGGCCCCAGGCCCAGGCCCAGGCCCAACCCCAGCCUGUGCCUUUGGCUAACACUCAGCCUCGAGGACCCCCAGCCCCAUCCCCAGCCCCUAAGUUUUCUCCAGUGACUCCCAAGUUUACUCCUGUGGCUUCCAAGUUCAGCCCUGGAGCCCCAGGUGGACCCGGCUCACAGCCCAAUCAGAAGUUGGGGUCCCCUGAAGUUCCCUCUUCCAGUAGCACUGGCUCCCCUCAGCCCCCCAGCUUCACCUAUGCUCAGCAGAAGGAGAAGCCCCGGGUGCAGGAGAAGCAGCAUCCAGUGCCACCGCCACCGGCUCAAAACCAAAAUCAGGUACGCUCCCCUGGGGCCCCGGGACCUCUGAGUCUGAAGGAGGUGCAGGAGCUGGAGCAGCUGACCCAGCAGCUAAUGCACGACAUGGAGCACCCUCAGAGGCAGAAUGUGGCUGUCAAUGAGUCCUGUGGCCGGUGUCAUCAGCCCCUGGCACGCACACAGCCCGCGGUUCGAGCCCUGGGACAGCUGUUCCACAUCACCUGCUUCACCUGCCACCAGUGUGGGCAGCAACUGCAAGGACAGCAGUUCUACAGCCUGGAGGGGGCGCCCUACUGUGAGGGCUGCUACACUGACACUCUGGAGAAGUGCAACACGUGUGGGCAGCCCAUCACUGAUCGCAUGCUGAGGGCCACGGGCAAAGCCUACCACCCGCAGUGCUUCACGUGCGUGGUCUGCGCCUGCCCACUGGAGGGCACCUCCUUCAUCGUGGACCAGGCCAACCGGCCCCACUGUGUACCUGACUACCACAAGCAGUAUGCCCCCAGGUGCUCCGUCUGCGAAGGGCCCAUCAUGCCUGAGCCCGGCCGCGAGGAGACCGUGCGAGUGGUCGCUCUGGACAAGAACUUCCACAUGAAGUGCUACAAGUGCGAGGACUGCGGGAAGCCACUGUCCAUCGAGGCAGAUGACAAUGGCUGCUUCCCCCUGGACGGCCACGUGCUCUGCCGGAAGUGCCACACCGCCAGAGCCCAGACCUGAGUGGGGACGGGAGAGUCCACUCCCCACCCGCGGACCACCCACAGAGACCGCCCUGCCCCCCACCUGCCCUGCCCCCCCUUCAGUUAUUUUCUGAUGUCCAGCCUCUCCUUCCACGCCAGCCCCCACCCAGGUAUCCCAGACACCUUGUCCCGGGCCCCAACGUGGCCUAGGACUGCAGAGUCCCAGCUCUGGGUUUCCAGCCCACCUCCAUCCUGCAGGGACCACCCACCGUCCUCCAGGUGUACCCCACCUGAGGGGGCACCAGGUUGAGCGCUGCUGCUUUCACUGCUGCACCGAUGCCCUCAGCUGGCCCCGGAGCAGCCACGUACUCUGCUUGCUGAGGGCCAGGAGACGCCCAGACUCUGGGAGGCUGGGCCAGGCCGGGCCGACCGGCCUGGACGUCCUCCCACCCCCACCCCCCAUGCUGCCAGGUUGUGGCUACAGCUACAAAUCAAUAAAAAAAGACCUGUUUUCCAAAA
Messenger RNA from Canis lupus familiaris (dog), 2293 nucleotides. It is a transcript of the gene ZYX, whose product is annotated as zyxin. Bases 102 to 1814 code for a protein of 570 amino acids. The record is from RefSeq and is a predicted model, not a curated record. The transcript is spliced from 10 exons. Gene Ontology annotation, biological process: integrin-mediated signaling pathway; transforming growth factor beta receptor signaling pathway. NCBI's taxonomy places the organism in Eukaryota, Metazoa, Chordata, Mammalia, Carnivora, Canidae.